Messenger RNA from Scheffersomyces amazonensis, 1395 nucleotides. RefSeq lists its product as uncharacterized. NCBI's taxonomy places the organism in Eukaryota, Fungi, Ascomycota, Pichiomycetes, Serinales, Debaryomycetaceae. The coding region runs from base 238 to 1155 and encodes 305 amino acids. The transcript has a single exon. The record is from RefSeq and is a predicted model, not a curated record.
UCCGCCCUUCCUUGUUUUGCCCUGUCAAUCUUGCUGUAGCGACUAAAAUGUUGUAUCGUAUCUCUGAAGCGAAAAAAUGUUUCCUGUGUAUUUUUGGCGUAAAUGUGGUACUACUUGUGCUCAGAAUUACUUACAAAUGUAUAUGCAGUACCAGUCGGGAUUGUGAGCCACUAUGUAUUUCCGAUGAUUACUCCAAUAAGUACUUAAUAUUCAAACGUAGGCCUUACAAUUGGCAGUAUGUUUAAGCAAAGGUUAUCACUUAUAAGUCCAUUGAAAAAUUCAGGAUCACGUGUUGUACUGCAACUGAGACAAUAUGCUGUUAGAUCAGUUCAUGACUCACCAUUUGAUUAUCUCCCUAAACGGAAUAAGCCAUGGGUGAAUUGGAAGACUACCACUGUAUUCUUCCUAUUUGGGUCAUAUUUCGCAUAUAAUGAGACGCUAUUCAAUGUUUACGAAAGCUUUACUACCAUUGAUGAAAAUGAACAUAAUAAUCUUGAACUUUUACCUUUACAGCUAGAAUACAAAUUGAAGAAUCUCCCCAUAUAUCAACAAUUAGAUCAUCCCCGUAACUCUAGCAAAUGGUAUAAAUUAAUGUCUUGGGAAAAUUUGGAUAGAAAUGUGCUUGAUAAUCAAGUUGAUGGAGACGCUGUUGAAAAAGCCGUUAUCAGUCAAGAGGAAUAUAAAGAGCCAACAUUAACAACUCAUACAUUGGCCACUCCUGGAGGUAUUUUAAUUAAACCAGUUAUUUUCAAUAACGUUGAGACUAAUGAAACUGUAACAAUAGUACAUGCAGGUUUCAGAUUGUGUGGAUAUCCCUUCCUUAUACAUGGGGGUAUAAUUGCUACGUUAUUAAAUGAAACGUUCAAGAGAAACGCGUCACUCUCACUGUUCACUUCAUCAAAUCUUAAGGAUGACUUUAAAGUAGAGAAUUUAACAAUAAACUAUAAGUAUCCAACUUUUGCCAAUCAAUUCUUGAUCGUAAAGACAAAGAAAAAAGAAAAUGUAAACUCUGAUAAUGAGAAAACAGUUACUUUGGAAAGUGUAGUGGAAACUAUUAAGGGAAGAGUAUUAGUAAAAAGUCUGGCCGUUUUACACGAUACUGGAAGAGCAACAAAUAAAAUUAAGGAGCAAUCGAAGUUUAGUAAAUGGUUCUGAUAUUAUAUAUAUAGCCAGUUUAUGAUGUUAAUGUAAGAUCUAGUAAUUUUUAUUGUAUAAUGUAAAGCUCAUUGUUAUUAUGGCCAUGUUCUAGAAUCGAAACCAAGUCGUAAACAACUCAAAACAAAUCAGAAAUGAUCACAAAUUUUUGUAUGUUAAGCUUUUGUACUAACACCUGGAAAUUUUUCUUAUUUAUAAAUUAUUUGACAUAGUUAAACUAAUGAUUAUACAAAUUCUGAC